AGUGACAGGUGAAAUCAGACGUGUUAGACAUUACUACUCUCGAAACAACGGAGGAACUACAGAGGAAGUUCGUCUAUACUGGUAGCUUCAUAUUAAUCUAAAACUACAUAAAAAGAGGCUGUCGUUAAGAAAGGACUUACUGCACUAUAUGGAAACAAAAAUAAACGGAAUUACAAUACUGCAAAUGCAUUUGCGCAAAGGAUGUAAAAAAAGAUGCUAAACGCACAGGUCACCAAAAAAGCAAACAUUAUCCUGAGGAAUAAUUAAUAAAAUAAUCGGAAUCCAUUGCAAAUGAAGCAACAUACUACGCAACAACUAUAAGGAGUUUACCAGGGCUAGCCCUGAGAGAAGCGAUCGUUGGAGUUUACCAGGGCUAACCCUGAGAGAAGCGAUCGGUGGAGUUUACCACGGCUAACCCUGAGAGAAGCGAUCGGUGGAUAUGCGCGUGUAUUUUUUAACUCGGCUGUAAACUGUUUUUAAACCCCAUUCUGUUUUGGAUUGAUUGUAUGAUUAUGUAAGAAAGUUAUAAGCAAGAAGGAUGGAAAUCCCUGUACAGAUGUCACCCAAUUCAUCAUACUGAAUUAAGGAAGAUGUAUAACCCUACAUUGGGGUAUUAAAUCAACCAAAAAAAAACAAAAAAAAAACAACGAUCCUAUAGAUUGUAUUUGUAUUUUUUUUUUUAAUAAAGGGGAUUUCCAGGAUGCAACAUAAUGACAAAUGUCAUCUCAGUGGAUAACAUUUUGUUUUGUUUUUGCUUUUUCAGAACUGAAAUAACUGCAAAUAAAUAACAGCACGUUUUUUUUUUAACUUUAUUUAGAAUCCAGAACAUAAGCAUUUUAUUCCCCUGGUUGAAAAUAAAUAAUUCUAACAGGUUUCUGUGUGCAGUUUGUGCGCUAAACGUGAAGGCGCCUCUAUCCAUGAACCAUACUAAGCAACCGUAUAAUGGCUAGCCGAAGUUGCUGCUGCUGCAGUUUGGGUCCAUUAAACGAGGAUAACGCGAGAUUCUUUCUGCUGGCACUCUUGAUCAUCCUCUACCUCCUCUGUGGUGCCGCUGUCUUUUCAGCUCUGGAGCAGCCGAAAGAAAAGCAGGCAAAAGAGAAGUGGGCGCAAAAGUUUGACAAUUUCACGCAAAAGUACAAUCUAAGCAGGGCUGAGCUAGUGAACUUCCUUCGGGAUUAUGAAGAAGCCAACGUUGCUGGGAUCCGUGUGGAUCACAUUCGACCUCGCUGGGAUUUUACUGGAGCGUUUUAUUUUGCGGGGACGGUGGUUUCAACUAUAGGAUUUGGAAUGACCACGCCUGCAACGAUUGGAGGGAAAAGCUUCCUGAUAUUUUAUGGCCUUAUCGGAUGUGCAGCUACCAUUCUGUUCUUUAACCUGUUCCUAGAACGCCUGAUCACGGUCUUGGCGUACAUCCUCAAGUUAUGCUACGAGAGGCAGCGGCGGUGGAAAGGUGGGAUGCCCCAGGACAACAGAAGGAACUCCGGCAGCUCAGAAGAGGGAGACAGCCUUGCUGGGUGGAAGCCCUCUGUUUAUUACGUCAUGCUCAUCCUGUGUGUGGCAGCCAUUAUCAUCUCCUGUUGUGCCUCUGCCAUGUACACGGACAUUGAGGGCUGGACCUAUUUUGACUCGCUUUAUUUCUGCUUUGUGGCCUUUAGCACAAUUGGGUUUGGGGAUCUGGUCAGCAGCCAACACAUGAGGUACGAGAACCAAAGCCUCUACAGGUUGGGUAAUUUUGUCUUCAUUCUCAUGGGGGUCUGUUGCAUUUACUCUUUAUUUAACGUCAUAUCCAUCGUUAUAAAGCAAAUUCUGAACUGGAUUUUAAGGAAGCUAGACUGCCGCUGCUGCCAUCGUUGUCGACGAAAGGUGUUCAGGUCUCGAAGGAACGUUGUGAUGCCUGGUAACUUCCGGAGCAGGCGGAAUAACUCCAUUGAGACAGACAUAAUCCACGAGAGCGAGACAGACGGCCGCAGGAUGUCUGGUGAGAUGAUCUCAAUGAAGGACUUCUUGGCUGCUAACAAGGUGUCCCUGGCCAUCAUGCAAAAGCAGCUUUCAGAGACAGCCAAUGGUAUUCCAAGGCAAUCAGGCUCCAACUCUCGACACAAUGGCUUUUCAGGGGGAGUAGGGGCCCUCGCAAUCAUGAACAAUAGACUGGCAGAGACCAGUGUUGACAGGUGACAAAUGUGUAACAUAUGGAAAUUGUACAUGAAGUAUAAUCUCAAAUCUUUAUCCACAACAUUCUCUAAAUGAAUCCAAAGGCACCUCUUGGCUGGCCUGGUCUUAUUUAUUUGUUUGUUUUUUCUUUAGCCUUAUGCACCAAAGCAAGUGAUGUCUUCAUGAACGAUCCACCUGGUUCCCUAUGAGUUUUUCCACGAUAAAGAUCAUAGAUUGAAUUAUAGCUUUAUAUAAUGGCAUCAUACAGAACAGACUUGAGAUCAGAAAGGGAUGAUAAACCAGGAGAUUAGUCAGUCUUUCUUCAUACAAUGUUUUCACAAGUCAUAAUCUUCGUAAUGGUACAACAUUACUCAAGGUACCCCACCUUCCCUCAUUUAUAAAUGAUAAACUAGUCUAGGGAUGAGGAGAACAGCACUUUGCUUUAUUAGUACUGGGUUGGGCCACCGUUUGCUGUGAUUACAGCCGUGACAAGAAGUAGCAGAGAUUCCACAAGGUGCUGGAAUAUGUCACAAGGGAUGUUAUCCAUUCUGUCAGUAAUGUUUCACGCUAUUGGUGCAGAGAGGAAGGCAAAGGAUAAUGGUCACAUUAUACUGUAUAGCUUCAUAUUGUCCUUCAGCUUGUUUCCCUGCAAACUAUAGCCAUCUUAUUAUUAUUAUUUAUUUUGCAUCUGAAACACCUGAUACACACAUAUAUACCUCAUAAUCGCACCAGUGAUAUAUUCCAAUUACAUCCUGCUGAUGUCAUUUUGGGUUGGGAAAGUUCUGAAAUGCUCUUUCUUGAAUUCUUUGUUUACUUGGUCAUAUUCUGUGAUAUCUGUCCUGGAAUAAAAUGUGAAAUAACUGAUUAUAAAAAUGGUACAUAUAUAAGGGUAUUUAGUGGUACUGAGUCAAAUAAUUAGUAUAGGUUACAGGUGUAUACCUACAUUAAUUACAUUAUCUUGCUGUCAAUUUUAAUAAAUUAAACAAAAUGUAUACAGAAGUAUACUUACUAUACUUGUAGUAUGUACACUAUGCAUUAUCAAUAACUUAUAAACCCUUGGUUAUGUUUGCAGUCCUGUGGCCUCAAAACCAGUUGGAGACUGAAGAGCAAAAAGAUGCUUUGGCAUGACUUUUAUUAUCUGUUCGGACAAAAUACUCUUAGUCUAGUCCAUAACAACAGAACAUAUAGAUAGCAACAAUGUACAUGUAGUAAUGGCACAAUUAAUCCCAGCAUAGUUCAACUACUGGACACUGCCAGUUACAGUUUAUAAUGAUGGCUGGUGUCAGUGGAUUGAGAUGCCCUUCAUCCUCUGCAGAGGUUAUUAUAAAAGGCUUUAUGAUUACAGGGCUUCAGUCGACUGUAAUGGCUUUCCUUUAUAGUCUGGGAGCCCUCGGUAAAAGAAGACAACAAAGACAUCUUUCCCACUGAGAGAAUGUUAUUGCUGGUUUUGCACUGUGGUUGUCCUGUAACCUGGAAUUCUCUUUCUUGAAGCCUCUAAUAAUUGCUUUCUGUCAUCUGGAAAAAAAAAAUCUUCAUGACAGCUGGAAACAGAUUAAUCACAUUUCACAUUAUAUGUGACAACUGUGAAUGUAGCUAACUCAGUGAUCACAUGACAUAGACUGAAGAAGUAGCGCAAUUAGGCAUGAUUGGAUUUGGGAGGUUAGGGUGGAUGAAGAAAAUGCUGUAAAGCAGUUUGUAUGUAUCUUCAGGGACUUCUUCAAUAUCUUACAAUACCGCCUAGUCAGUCUGUGCAGAUCCAUUUCGACCGUGACACCCUCUACCAUUCAGUUGCUAACCUGUGACCCUCCAGAGGUGAUAGGCUAGCUAAUUAGCCCACUGUGCCACAUAGCCCCCUUUGUGUUGUUACAUUAAUUCAAGGGGACAGGCUAAUUCAGAAUAGGAUGAUGAAUUUUAAAAAUGACCAUGUAGCCACCUAGUUAUCAUGCUGUAAAUGGUUCUCUUUUUAUAUGAGGGAAAGUCUUCCAGAGGAUCAUUAUCAUUCCUAUUACCGUACACCAUGCCAACGUUUUAACACUAGACCUCUCCUGCAGCACGAAUCAUUGCCUGAAUAGAUAAAGGCACCAGAAUAGAAAUUGAGAUGAUUACAGGUUUUAGCUACUUUCCAAUUAGUUUGUAUCAGAUUGCUUCAUUUUGUACCACCUCUUUUAAAGCUAGCAGAAUUCUCUGUGACUUUAUAACGAGCUAUAAUUUCAAUGACAAACAUUUUUGGAAUCUUUUAAAGAAAUACUGUGUAUUGACAUGAAUGAGAUGGCAAAUUCUGUUAGCUAAUCUGUGAUGUAUUGGAGUUAAACCGUUGAGAAACAUUGAAUUGGUUAGCUCUGUAAGUAUAAUCUGUAAGUACUAGUGCUUGAUGUCUCCACCUGUGAGAUUUCAAAGCACCACAAUGAAAACCUGACUUUAU
Messenger RNA from Acipenser ruthenus (sterlet), 4573 nucleotides. Its product is annotated as potassium channel subfamily K member 13-like. Gene Ontology annotation, biological process: stabilization of membrane potential; potassium ion transmembrane transport. The coding region runs from base 943 to 2175 and encodes 410 amino acids. Gene Ontology annotation, cellular component: membrane. The transcript is spliced from 2 exons. The record is from RefSeq and is a predicted model, not a curated record. NCBI's taxonomy places the organism in Eukaryota, Metazoa, Chordata, Actinopteri, Acipenseriformes, Acipenseridae. Gene Ontology annotation, molecular function: potassium ion leak channel activity.